AUGACCGCCCUUACCAUUACGAUUAUUAUAACGGGCACCCCAACUCGGUCCCGGGCCUAUAUGCCGUAUUUGUUGAUGAUCGAGGUGUCGUCGUUCAUUUUGUUGUUAUUGGCUGGGUGGUUGAUACCCUGUUAUGGGGCUGUCUUCCGGGGAGAACCAUUCGCUUGCUUCACCUUCGGGCUGGUUCUGACGGUGACGACAGCGCUUCAGAAGUGGCUGGGAGAUGAUGACCCAUUACUAGGGCUUCGCCUUGAAUUGGGAGUAUUGGGCUAUACGGGAGCCACAAAUAUUGCCGGCUAUUUUCACGCGCUCGUCUAUAGACACCAGGCAAGGCACACUCUACAA
Molecule: messenger RNA, 345 nt
Organism: Mesorhabditis spiculigera
Lineage: Eukaryota; Metazoa; Nematoda; Chromadorea; Rhabditida; Rhabditidae
Source: the annotation of a GenBank genome assembly